Messenger RNA from Homarus americanus (American lobster), 3155 nucleotides. RefSeq lists its product as uncharacterized. Bases 217 to 2748 code for a protein of 843 amino acids. The record is from RefSeq and is a predicted model, not a curated record. The transcript has 16 exons. NCBI's taxonomy places the organism in Eukaryota, Metazoa, Arthropoda, Malacostraca, Decapoda, Nephropidae.
AUAUCCCUCCCACACACCAGGAAAAUGGCGGAAUUAAACAACGUGUAUUUUGGCCAACUUUUUCCUCUCUGUGGACUACUGACGGUGACGUGGUAGGAGGUGGAACUGACUAAACAGCACAAAAUCACCUCAGUUACCUGUCUGACGCGGUUGAUUGAGUACCACUGUUAUUCUGGUCUUUCUGUGUGACGUAUUUGAGUCAACAACAACACCAGAAUGCUCCUGUACCCUCGAUAUAACCACCUCCUUCACCGCCUCCUUCACCUCCUCCUUCACCUCAUCCUUCUGCUGCAUGUGGGUGCUAUGGUUGGUAGUGGUGGUGGUGGUGGUGAUGCUGUCGACGAUGAGGUUCAAGGACAAGGCGUCGAUUCCCGAGUAAGACUACUGAUAGUGGCGUCAGGAGGACGUGUUGACGUCAAGGAUGGACACCGCCGCCUCUUCCGGGCCGCCAAGGGCAUCGGCCUCCCUGUCCAGAUGGUCACAGUGAAGGACCCGUCUCUAGAGACAUCCCGUAUCCUACAAGUCAUCAGGCAGCAUCCUUACAAGCCUGACGACAUCCUUGUACUAACCAACAGUGAUCAGUACCUUCCUGCCGCUGCCCCUCACGUCUUAGCUUGGAGGAUCCUGGGGGAGGCGCUGAAGCAGGAGGCUGAGGUAUUGAUCCCUAUUCUCUUCAGCCCCCUCAUCCUCAACCCGGAGCUCGAGAAGGAGUAUCACAAAGUCGAGGAGGAACUUAGGAAAUUGAAAGACAACAAGACCAGAGAGUCAUCAGUGAAAGGCCGCACCGCAGAGGACCUCGUGCUACUGAAGAACCUCUUACACCAGCAGGAUAUACUGAAGGUGAAGGGUAAACAGUACCAGAGAAAAGUUCGACCUGACACAAAGAACUUCAGAGCUUAUGCAUUUGCCGGUUUAGUAGCGUCAAUAGAGGACCUCCUGGUGGCUGCUACUGCUGGUUUUGAUGGCGACGCUGCUGCUGCUAUUGUUGUUGCUGCUGCUCCUGACGCUGUUAUUAAUGCUACUGACACCUCUAGUACUGCUGCUGCUACUGGUACUGUCACUGCUACUAAAAUCAUCGAAGCUGUCAGUCCUGAUGGUGAGGAAGCGGCCACUACAACGAUGACUAAACACGUCGCGGCCACAACUGUUGCUGGUGCUACUACUCGUGACAGGAGGGGGCCGGGGUCCCUGGCUCACUUGUGGCACUCCCUGGCCCUGGACGUGGCACUGAGGUACUCCCUAGGUGUGGCAUUAGACCAUCAGCACAUCGUCUUCCAAGAUGCAGCCACCACUAGUCCAGAGUGGUUCGGCUAUGAAGCUGACGGAUCCCUGAAGUUAGAGAUCCAGGGGCUGAAGUUGGCGUCCUUGAUCUAUGCUGCCCCAGGAACGAUGCCCUUACAGCUCGCCAACAUCGUCGCCAGGGAGGUCGGUGUCAAGCUCCCCUGCCCUCAGUGUCUUGACGAACCCUUGAAGACUGAGAGAUUAACAAGUAGUGAGGCCCCCAGGGUGAUGGUAACGGUGGUGGUGGAGCGACCUACUCCCUUCUUCAGGGUGUUCCUCAGUCGCCUCAAGGAUCUCAGUUACCCCAAGCAAAAGAUCUUCCUCAGCUUCUACGUCACUCCGGCAGCUGAGCAACACCUGGAGACGGUGGAGGAGUUCCUGGAGGAGGUAGUGGACCAGUACCUCGAGGGCGCCCUGCUGGACCCACACGCAGGGCCUAACGUGGCUAAGAGUUAUCAGUUCUUGUGGAACACGGCCAGGAAGGAGGGCAUGGACUACCUCUUCUUCCUUGAUCCCAUCGCCCACCUGACACACCCAGACGCUGUCCAACACCUGAUUACAAGGAACAGAAGCGUGGUGGGACCUCUGUUGACUUCCCAGGAUGGACUGCAUCACAACAUCUAUAGUGGAGAGGACAGGAUGCUGAACCUAGGCCAUACUGGGGAAAGAUACGUCAAGCGCCUUAAAAAGGACGAUGCAUUCCUUGACUUCAGCGCGGGUCUCCUUCAGGUAGAGCAGGUAGAGUCGGCCCUCCUUCUCUCCAGGGACGUCCUCUCUUCCGCCCGGGUCAACUUUACUUCCUACGGGGAGAACUUUACCCAAGGAUUCGUCAGCCAUCUCCUAGAGCAGGGCUUCAUCCCCUACGCCACCAACGAGGAGAUCUACGGCAAACUCCUCAACGACAAGAACUACACGAGCGACAUCUGGAGUCUGGAGAAAAACGACGAGGAGUACUACGACCUCUACGUGAGUAAGUCGCCCUUGUCGUCCGAGGAGGCUGAGUCGUCCUCCGCGGAGUGUAGGAAUGUCGGGAGGUUCUUGGUGUUUAACGAUGUGUUUGCUGGCGACCUGUUGCAGGAGGCGCAGAAGACGCCCUGGCAAGACUUAUCUGACGAGGAGGAGAAGGCCCAGGUGUUGGUUCCUCCUACAGGUGAACUGACGAAGCAGAUGAACGUCCUCACUCAGUCAGUCAUUAGGAGUGUAUUCAAGAAUAAGUAUAUACAGAUACCGGAGUCAGGUGGUCGUGUGAGCUUGGUGAAGGGGCCGGGGCACUACCUUCCUGAUGGCAAGUUCGUGGCCCUCCUCUGUCUGCAGGCCAUGACGGAGGAUUCUCAGCUUGAACUACUGAAGGGAGAGACGAAGUGUAAGCUAAGACUGACUGUAGGGGAGGUGGCGUACUUCAAGAGGACCUACUAUCCUAAAAUCACUUUCACGGGCCCUACAUCCUUCGCUGCCUUGAUCCUGUGAGGCGUCCUGCAAGAGGUAGUUGGAGGGGAUCCUAUGGCAGACUUAUAAAGGGAAGGGGGAGUCCUCUGGGGGUAUUAGUAAGGCAGAAGGAGCGUCCUAUAGGAGUACUUUGUAUAGGGGUCCUUAGAUGUGAGAAUCCUACAGGGGUUCCUACAAGGUUCUACAGGGUUCUAUGGUUCUUAUUUACUUAUUAUUAUUAUUAUUAUUAUUAUUAUUAUUAUUAUUAUUAUUAUUAUUAUUAUUAUUAUUAUUAUUAUUAUUAUUAUUAUUAUUAUUAUUAGUAGUAGUAGUAGUAGUAGUAGUAGUAGUAAGUGACCUACAUAUCCUAACUUACAUUAUGUAUUUAGUUGUAUAUGAGUUACAGUUUGUGUGUAGUUCGUGACAACAAGUAAAUGUCUUUGUCUGUG